CGGCCAGUGAGUGGGUGACAGCAGAGUGGUUCAGUUGCUUGCUUGAAUAAUACGAUUUUUCCCCCUCUCGACCGAAAAGCUGUGUGUCCAUUUGUUGACCAGAACAUACACACACUGGAAGAAGAAGAAGAAAAAGCUUUUUUAAAGAAAAGCUUCAAAGCUUAAAGGAGUUUUAAGCCAAGAAGAAGACGAAGCCAGCAGUGCUCGUGCAAAAAGUGGUCGUUUUUUCCUUUUUCUUGAGUUUUCCUUUCAUCUUUGGACUACUCGUUAGUGAGUGUGUGUAUGACAAGUGUGUGUGUUCGUUCGCGUACGAGUUUGCUGCCGAGAGUGGAAAACAGAUUUUCCAACUUUUUAUCGCCGUUAAUGUCGCGCUGAAUUUUCCGUUGAUGUGGGCAGCAGCAGCAGAAGCCGUUUGAAAGAAAAAUUCCAAGAGGAAAAACUCUGCUUGUUUUUUUUCUGUGUGUCAAAGUUUAGUGAAAAGUGCGUGCGUGUUUUUCCACCCUCCAGUGUCCGGAAAAACGCGAUUUUCUACUCGUAAAAAGCGAUGAGACUAGUGUCUGACAUCUACAAUGAGAGUAUCGAACCGUCACUAGGAGGAAUCACUAAGCCACUGACACAACAGUACGUAAGCGUAGAGCAGCUGACGCCGUGGGGCAGCAAGGAGGACAGCAGCAGUAGCAGUGCCACCAGCCGUCCCCGAACAGCCGACUACCACAGCCACAUCCAGUGCGGCGCCGAAGGGCCACGCCACGACGCGAGCCCCUUCCCGUGGGAUGACCAGAUCAACCAGCGGAUCGUAAUCUGGGAAGGUGACAUUUCGCUGCUGGCCGUCGACGCCAUUACCAAUACCACCAAUGAGACACUGACCGAGAAGAAUCGGGUUUCGAAGAAGAUUUUUGGCCGCGCCGGGACCGCCCUCACCUCUGCCGUGGUGCAUGACGUCGGAAGAUGCAAAACCGGUGAAGUUUGCGUAACACCAGGGUUCUUUCUACCUGCUAAGUACAUCAUCCACACAGUUGGUCCUAUCUACAGCGAAAAGUAUCAUACCGCGUCCGAGAGUACGCUACAUUCCUGUUAUCGAAACGUUUUGUACAAAGCGAAGGAGCUAGGAUUAAGAACCAUUGCUUUAUGUGAUAUUAGCUCAGUGCAGAGAAAUUUCCCACCAGACACUGCUGCACACAUAGCGCUAAGAACAAUCCGUCGUUUUCUGGAGCAAUACCGUGCCGAGAUUGUGAUAGUUUGCCUUGACCCGAAUGAGCAGCGCGGCGGCAUCUACGAGGUACUAGCGCCGUUGUACUUCCCCCGCGACCCGCUCGAGGAACAAAGUGCCCUGUGGCAGCUGCCGAAGGACGUCGGCGGAGCGUAUGGUGAACCGCAGCUAGCCGAUCGCCAGAUCCGCAUCAUUCACAACCCACAGCACGCCGUCAUGAUCGAAGCUGACGACGAUUCCGACACUAGUCCACACGAUUUGGAAAUGGGUUCCGACGUGGAGUACAACAACAUCAAUCUGAGCCUGGCGUCCCACCUGGGCGGAGGAACGCACUCGUUUACGCAUAUGCAGGGCGAUCUCGACCGCCAGCGAUUGUUGGGCGAUCGACCCCGGAUGGUGUACGAGAGCGUCGUGGACGAUGGUCUGGAAGGAAUAGAACACCAAGAAAGUUCACCAUUACUGGUGGAUUGCGAAACCACCGAAACGUACUGUCCGGACGCGAUCGGGCACGUCCUGGCGACGCACAUCGGCAAGCGGACCCGCAUCCUGGAUGGGUCCUUCACGUACGUGGAGCUCAUGAAGCACUAUAGCUCCUCGCUCGACGAUCCGGACUGGCAGAAGGAAAACCUAUAUGAGCGACUGUUGCGUCGUGCCAAGACCGAGGACCUGUCGGAGGUGUCCGGCAUCGGGUGUCUGUACCAGAGUGGCGUGGACCGGCUGGGGCGACCCGUGAUCGUGUUCUGUGGCAAAUGGUUCCCCGCCCAUAAUAUCGAUCUGGAGAAGGCCCUGCUCUACCUGAUAUACCUGCUCGAUCCGAUCGUGAAGGGAGACUACGUGAUCGCCUAUUUCCACACCCUCACCGGCUCCAACAACUAUCCCUCGCUGCAGUGGCUGAAGGACGUGUACAGCAUACUGCCGUACAAAUACAAGAAAAACCUGAAGGCAUUCUACAUCGUCCACCCCACCUUCUGGACCAAAAUGAUGACCUGGUGGUUCACGACGUUCAUGGCGCCGGCCAUCAAGACGAAGGUCCACUCGCUACCCGGCGUCGAGCAUCUCUACUCGGCCAUCGCCAAGGACCAGCUCGAGAUUCCCGCCUACAUCACCGAGUACGAUAUGGCGACGAACGGCAUUCACUACUUCCAACCCGUCACCAACACGUCGUCGCCGGCGUCCUAAGAGAAGUCCUCCGCUGGCAAUCCCGGGCUGUCCGUAACAGCCGACACUCCUCCCCUAUACAUUCGUUUACACUCGGAAAAUUUCCUCCUCCCAAAUCGAUCGUGAUAGGUGUUCAUUGCAUUACGUUCAACCUCUCGUCCCAUCAAGCUGCAAAAAAUUACACUCAUUCUUCGUCGCAACAAAAUUCUAAACGUUUCGACGUUUUUCUUCAUCGUAGUGUGUAAUGUUAUAACAAAAACAAUGAUGAAACUUUACUGUUCUAAACGAAACAAGAUGAAAACCUUUUGCUUCCUUUCCACCGUUGAGAAAAAAAACAACAGAAAUACACACAACCUAACAAAGAGAAUCGGUAAUCUAAUAACAAACUGCAAGAAGUAUAAUGAAAACAAAAAAGAAUCACGUCUAAACUUAUUUAAACUGAGGUGAGAAAAAAAAGAGAGCGCAAGGAGAGUAUAUAUAAGGUAAGUAAAAAACAUUAACAUAGUGAAAGUCGGCGCGCGAAAGGUGGAAGAAGUUCGAGGGAGAAGUUAUGUUAGCUAAACAAAACAAACGUUUUAUCGAGACUUAAACAAGUUACAACAAGUACAUAUAUACAAAACAAAUGAAAACAUUUAAAAGAGUACUAGUUGCUAGAAUGCGAAACAGGUUGAUAAGGAGUGGGAAAACACGGAAAAAUUGGGGCGAAAUUCUACGAAAAUGUGUUUUUUUUACUGAAACGAUCGAAUCUAAAAUAAACAAAGACGUGACUUGUGUUUAAACUUUUGACUGUUGGCUAACGUUGACAGCCUGUACCACCAAUCAAUUGACAGUCCAGAGAAGCCAACUGCUCGAUAAUCAUGAUUGACUGUUUACAAAUUUAUACCAACUGACAGUUCUAUACUGUCAUUAGGUUGACAGUAAACUAUUGUCAUUUUUUUGAUUGUCAACUAUUGUCAUUCUUGGCAGUGAACUACUGUCAUUCUGUUGACAGUCAACUAUUGUCAUCAAGAUUGUCAUUCUUGACAGUGAUUUUCUUGACAGUGAACUAUUGUCAUUUUGUUGACAGUCAACCAUUGUCAAUCUUGACAGAGAACUACUGUUAUUCUUUUGAAGUCAACUAUUGUCAUUCUGAUGUCAGUAAAUUAUUGUCAUUCUGUUCAACUAUUGCCAUUCUUGGCAAUGAACUGUUUUCAUUCUAGUGACAGUCAGCCAUUGUAAUUCUGUUGACAGUCAAUUAUUGUCAUUAUUGACAGUGAACUAUUGUCAUUCUGUUGACAGUCAACUAUUGUCAUUCUGAUGUCAGUAAUUUAUUGUCAUUCUUGACAGUGAACUAUUGUCAUUCUGUUGACAAUCAAUUAUUGUCAUUCUGUUGACGAUUUACUGCUUUCAAUCUAUUGACUGUCAAUUUCUUGAUAUUUCGGAAAUGACGGUUGAACUGUCAGUAAAAUCAGGAAAACAUUAAAGAAUGCAUUUUCGUACAGAUUUGCUCUCGUGAAGGCAAACGGACGAGUAUUACAAAGAAGUAGCCAGCAAAAUAAAAACUUUAACUGAAAGCGAGUCAGAGUAGUGUGUUAUUUAGAGCAAAAGACGAACCCCAAUCGAAAUAUUCAGCAAACAUUCAAUACAAACACAGCAAAACCAACAGAUGCAAAACAAAGAGAAGAAAAUCAUAGAUAUUUUUGCUGCUAUGCGGCUUUUUGUAGAACAGGAAGAAGAAACUUAACCCUAGUCGAAUCAGAAACAAAAUAUAAACAACAGACACCACCCUCACAGCUUUCCCAGCGCUUAUGAAACAAACAAAAAAAAGUAACAUCAAAAUAUGAGAAACCAAAUAAACAAAAGUAUGUCCUAGACAAAUCCGAUGCAGAGAGCACGAUGUCCCCCGAAAGUGGAGGAGCCCAAACGUUUGCGAAGAAUUCAACUUUAAACAAGCAAGUCGUGUACCGUUUAAAACAAAACAAAAAUCACUAAAAUUACGAAGCAAUUUCUUGAAAAGAAGCCAUUUUUAGACGAAGCCAUUCAGUAAGUUUGUUGUUAAAGCUGUAGGCGCAGUGCAGAGUGACGUAAGCGGGAUGCGGAGAAUCGUUGAAUUAUGUAGAGUUGAGUGAAAAAUAUAAUCAAAAAUUGCGAUAAUUGUUUCUGUUACAAACACAACACUAAAAAAAGAACUUGUAUAACAAAACACAUAGUUACAGUUUUGUUCUUUAGGGUAUGUUCUGAAAUCGAGUGUUGUUCGAUAUCUAAAUGACUACAUCUUAAGCGUACUUUAGCGAACCCCUUUUUCCAAAAGGCAAGGCAGGGGACUCUACUCCUAGCGAAACAAAAAAACCCAAUUCGUCUUUCUGGAGCCAGUCGAUUCUGUUUGGGUAAGAUUUUUCUAGAUGUGUGCAGCAAGUCGUGCAAAACUUUAACGAACCGAAAUUCUAACUUCUCAAUGCAUAUUUUCUUGUUACUCAAAACAAUACGAUACAAAGUUGCAGAAAAUUCUCCUUGAAAAACAUUAACUAGCAUCUACGUGUGUUAUCUUGAAAAGACUCGUUUAACUUUUAGUGGAGAUUAUUCGUUAACUGUAAGCAAAGCAUAUUUUACUUGUUUUAAUCAAGCAAAUCUAUACAAAACUAAUCAUUCACACUUUUAAACCAACUAAAAUGGGAUAACACAAAGAAGAAGAUAACUUUACACUUGGAAGAGCAUACACCACCAAAUGGAGGUGUGCAAACAAUACAAUUCAUAAAGAAAAACAAACACACAUACCGUUGUAAACUAUUGUUAAACAAUUACGUUAGCGAGAUGCCAAGCCAAGAAGAAGAUUUAGGUAGUGGACAUUAAACAAGGCAGGAAAAAUGCAUGAUAACACACACACACUUAGGCACAGCGGCAAAAUGUGAAAGUAUUUAAGUUUUUAAUAGAGGUUUAAUUUAUUUCGAUGCGCAGAACAAAAAUAAUGAAAACAGACAAACAGAAAAAAAAACAUUAAAACUUGUUGGUACAUUUUUUGAAACGAA
Messenger RNA from Culex quinquefasciatus (southern house mosquito), 5373 nucleotides. RefSeq names its product protein GDAP2 homolog (gene Gdap2). The transcript has 15 exons. NCBI's taxonomy places the organism in Eukaryota, Metazoa, Arthropoda, Insecta, Diptera, Culicidae. Bases 545 to 2389 code for a protein of 614 amino acids. The record is from RefSeq and is a predicted model, not a curated record.